GAUGGCAGAGCUAUGCGGAGGAGACGCAUCGUGCCUUCGGAUGUACGAGAAACUUUCCAUGGCUUCUCCUGCGGGGCUGCGGUGAGAAACCAACACUGGAGGGAGCAGAAAAGCAACAGCUGUGCAUCGCUGGGAGUAAAAUGUGGAUGAACUGACUUUUGCUCCAUAUCCAGGCCGGUAAUUAUUCACUUGAAGAGCAAGUACUUGACUUUCGAAAAUGGCCGUUCGUGGCAACUCAUUGAUGCCUUUCUCAAUCCAAGCCAUUCUUAACAAAAAAGACGACAGUCGGCACUUGCCUGAUUUGGAUAUGUGCUUCUCCAAGACGGCGUGUUGGAAAAUAUUUGGGGACAUGAACAGCGGGUCAGCGGACUUUCCCUCGGCGUGCAGAAGUGAUGAUGGGGGGACUUGUGAACCCACGGACCAGAAAAGUUAUGACUCGGACUCGGGACUCAGCGACGACAAUGACAGCAAGACUCUGGCCGUGUGCAAGUCCGAGAAAGACGGAGACCCUGCUUCAGAUCUGCUGGAGGAGAGUCUGCAGGAGGAGACGGACCAAGAAUCUGCAGCUGUGGAAAACGCAAAGAGCGACUGUGAGCCUAAUGCUACGGACCCCAACACCCUGGAUGAGGGGAGCUGCGACAAGAGCCUGGACCAGCCCAAACAGAGGAAGAAGCGCUCAAGGGCCGCUUUCUCCCAUGCGCAAGUCUUCGAGCUGGAGCGCCGCUUCAAUCACCAGCGGUACCUGUCCGGGCCGGAGAGGGCGGACCUAGCGGCCUCCCUGAAGCUGACAGAGACCCAGGUCAAGAUCUGGUUCCAGAACCGCAGAUACAAGACAAAACGCCGUCAGAUGGCUGCGGAUCUGAUGGCAUCGACGCCGGCAGCUAAGAAAGUGGCUGUGAAAGUUUUGGUCCGGGACGACCAGAGACAGUACAGCCCCGGAGAGAUCCUCCGGCCUCCGCUGCUCUCCCUGCAGCCGUCCUACUAUUACCCGUACGCCUACUGCCUUCCCGCAUGGACACUGUCCGCCUGUGCGGGGAAUCAAUGAGACUUCGGUGUAUUUAUUCUUAUUUUCGUUUCUCCCAGGAAAUGAAAUGAAUUGUUUUUAACCAGAGGAAAAGACCUGAGUGGACUGGUAUCAGCUCAGCGUCUCCGACUGAACUGCCUCAUCGUGUUGUCCAGACCAGGGGUUCCCCUACCUUUCAUGUCAAGGACCCCCAGUUAUUUACGCAUUAAAUCCAUUAUAACAUGUUUCCAGAAGGAACUCCAUCCAAGAAGAUAUUUCUUGUGAUUUAGUAUUUACUGUCUUUACUGUAGGUGGAGAGAGUGCACCUAUUUUUACAUUGUCAUUGUGUUAACUCUAGGGAGUGACAGAGUAGUAAAAUUCAAGUAUUCCUCAUUUUACUUGGGACCCCUGGAAGCCCCUCAAGGACCGCUGGAGGUCCCCGGACCCCACUUUGGGAACCAGUGGUCUAGACUGAAAAUGUCACCUUUGUUGGUUUGUUAUAUGCGCCUUCCUACCUCUGCAAUGAUUGGAAAUAGGCAUAUUCCAUUGACUUCAAAUAAUUAUCUCUGUUACAGGUUGUUUUUCCUUGCUGUGUUUGUAAAGGUAAGAUAUUUCAGCACUUUUGAGCGUAUACAUUACAGUACUACAAAUGUAAAAUGCAUUUAGUGUGGGCAUGUACAUCAUCGGAGUGAAAAGAGCAAUUGAAGUUUUGUUGUAUUUUUGGCCUGAAAUCUGUGGCAGGAAUCAGGCUG
This is a messenger RNA of Myripristis murdjan (pinecone soldierfish), 1755 nucleotides long. RefSeq names its product NK3 homeobox 2 (gene nkx3-2). The record is from RefSeq and is a predicted model, not a curated record. The transcript has 2 exons. Gene Ontology annotation, biological process: regulation of transcription by RNA polymerase II; cell differentiation. Gene Ontology annotation, molecular function: RNA polymerase II cis-regulatory region sequence-specific DNA binding; DNA-binding transcription factor activity, RNA polymerase II-specific. Gene Ontology annotation, cellular component: nucleus. The coding region runs from base 218 to 1045 and encodes 275 amino acids. NCBI's taxonomy places the organism in Eukaryota, Metazoa, Chordata, Actinopteri, Holocentriformes, Holocentridae.